Molecule: messenger RNA, 3309 nt
Organism: Pseudomyrmex gracilis
Lineage: Eukaryota; Metazoa; Arthropoda; Insecta; Hymenoptera; Formicidae
Product: zinc finger protein Pegasus
Exons: 6
Coding region: 504-2000 (498 amino acids)
Biological process (GO): regulation of transcription by RNA polymerase II
Molecular function (GO): DNA-binding transcription factor activity; RNA polymerase II cis-regulatory region sequence-specific DNA binding
Source: RefSeq, a predicted model, not a curated record
ACACCGCGCGCUCUCCUGCCUCUCCUGUGUUAGAUAUAUAUUCCCCUUCCUUUUACAGGCUCUCCCGCCGUUCGUCUCUCUCUCUCUCUCUCUUUUUCUCUCCGCAAUUUUUUUCUCACCUCUUCUGUCCGCGCGGCCCCGCCGAGAGAGAGAGAAAGAACUUUUGCGUGGAAAAGCCGCGAAAACUACGUCACGAGUGACGGAUUCGGUCGAAACUGGGACAAAGUGCAGUGCACUCUGGCAUUGCGCUUUACCACCAGGUGUUUCUAUGCCGUAAUCUUCCCAGGAUUGAGUAAUACGCUCGUACCGUUGCACCUUGCUCUCUCGGAUAUCCCCUCGGAGCUGGUAUUGGCGAUUUAAGACUCUCUCUUUCGCCACGAUCGCUCUCUCGUCGUCGUGUCUCUCCCGACUCCGGGCGCCCACCGACUUCGGUAACGUAAUCGAAGGAGAGAAGAGUUGACAGGUUAGAUGACGGACUCAAGAUAGUCCCUCUGCUUGGUAACAUGUCAGAUGGAGUUGACGGUGGUGGUGGGGAAAACGAGGUAGACUCUCAUUCCUCUUCGCAAGCCGAGGCUGGGAACUCUUCCAAUCACCGAGAGGAAGAGACAUUGGAUCCUGACAACGAGGCGGCUCUCAAUACUAAUUACGACAGUAGUGAUGGAGCUGUUCCCGCAUUUAGAUGCGAUAGGUGUGACAAUUAUGAAACGAUAAACAAGACAGCUUUCUCGGCUCAUCAAGAUCAAUGUUUGGCGAGCGGCGAGGCAGGAGAGAAUGCUGAGGGGAUAGAAGGGGUGGAGAAUGACGGAGAUGGGGAAGAGGGUCAUUCAGGGAUUAGAUCUCACAGAAAGAUGUUCGAGUGCGACGUUUGUAACAUGAAAUUCUCCAAUGGGGCUAAUAUGAGACGGCACAAAAUGAGGCAUACAGGCGUGAAACCAUACGAGUGCCGGGUAUGUCAGAAGAGAUUCUUUCGGAAGGACCAUCUUGCGGAACACUUCACGACGCAUUCGAAGACUCUGCCGUACCAUUGCCCGAUAUGUAAUCGAGGAUUCCAAAGACAGAUCGCGAUGCGCGCUCAUUUUCAGAACGAACACGUUGGCCAGCACGACAUGGUCAAGUCGUGUCCUCUCUGCAAUUAUCGUGCGGCGACUAUGAAAUGUCUUAGGUUGCACUUUUUUAAUAGACACGGAAUAGAUUUAGAUAAUCCAGGACCAAAUAGCUCUACAUCUUUAAUGAAUAGUUGCACAUCCGGAGAGGCGAUGCCCUCGGCACCGCUGUCCGACAGCGGAGACAGCACCGGCAAUCGUUCGACCGACAACGCUACGCCCCCCAUGCAUUUCCUCACGCCUCACGUGGAGAUAUCCAUUCCUUAUCCCGAACAAGCUGCCAAUCAGCGAAAUCCGAGUCCUGCUCCGUUGAACGGAGACAGCCCUAACAGUCCGCAGAGCGCCGACAGCAAUAGCAACGCGCCGAGCAGUAGUCAUCACCAAUUAUCUAUCAAUAGCAGCACUAUCCAUAGGAACGUUGGCGGAGGUGACGAGGCCAUAACACCGUCGAUCUCCUUGAUACCCAUCAAGCAGGAGCCGAACAGCAACGGUAUGGACGACAGCGGCGCGACGUCGAGCAAUUUGCCGCUGCCGUCGUUGAUCAAAGUGUCGCCCUUGAAGUCGCUGCUGCGCGACGACCUGCGCCGUAAGCUCUCCACGAGCACCACCAACAACAACAACAACAACAACAACAGCAGCAGUAACAACAGCGGCGGCGGCGUUGCAAAUUCCAAUCCGCACUCGAGAGGCGAGCCGCCCACUUCGACCAGGCCUGAUCCACGCACGAGCGGUCUCCAGUGCACCCACUGUCGCAUCACGUUUCCGGAUCAGACAUUGUACUUUCUUCACAAGGGCUGUCACAGCGAGAGCAAUCCGUGGAAGUGCAAUAUUUGCGGGGAGCAGUGUUGUAAUCUUUACCAAUUCAACUCGCAUUUACUGAGCAAGAGUCACCAGUAGCUGGGGAAGAGAAAACACACACGCAAAAUUUAAGAGAAACUUGUAUAAUCGAAGAAUCUUUUCUCUUUUCACGUCUUCUUCUUCUUUUUCUUCUUCUUUUCGUUCAUCGUUUGGUGAACGAGGCUAAACAGCAAAAACACAAAACACAAACAAAAAGAAUCGACACGUAUGUCACAUACGUUUCAGUGUUCAUUAGCAGUGCAGCAAGUAUUUUCUGCGACGUGUCCGGGCAUACUCUUCGCCAAAGGUAUUUUCGAAAAGGCUUUACUUUUAAACGGCUUUACUUUUCAAAAAGGCGCAGGAACGCGAAAGGUAAAGCCUCGCUUUUUCUAUCGCUUAAGCGACGAGUCAAUAAUCGUACCUUGAAUUAUUCUUAAGAGAAAGACGGAGUAUGUCGCGACUAUGUCUUAGAAAAUAUAGCGCGAGACGCGCGACUAAUUGUGCCUUUUCUUUGAGAGAGAGAGAAAGAGAGAGACAGAGAAAGAAGGAGAGAGAUAGCAUAUAUUGCGAGAGAAAGAGAGAAAAAAAAAACAAGAAAAUUGCCAACAUACACUCGUCCGUCAUACUGUUAUAUUGUACGAACUAUCCGUCCAUAGGGCUUUAUCGAAGUUAUUCCAAGCUCUAUCAUUAGUCUUAAAUUAGUGACAUAAGUAUGAGAGAUAAAAAAAAAAAAAAAAAAAAACAAUUUAAAAAAACGGAUCGCACCGUCGAUAAUUCGCGAAAAGUGAAGAAACACUUUGUUCUAGCUGCGCCGUAAUUUGUUUUUUGGCGAGAGAAAAAUGACGUUGAAAAAAUUUUUCGGACAACUACAGAGAUACCUAUUUACGCGCGUUCGCGCGCGAUUUGUGAUUGCUCGAGACGAACGCGACACGCGAAACUCAUUUUGCAGAGAGAAAGAUGGAAAAGUGCAUUUAUUAUUGUGGUGUCGCAAAGCUCUCGCCGAAGAAAUGGAUGCGAAGAGAGUCAGACGAAAAAUUUUUAUAUUUACUCGCAAGCACGAAUGUGAGAACUUGUAGAAACUGUAGAAUUCGCACGGUAGAGGAAUUUUUUAAUCUAGUGGGAGGCAGAGAGCGUGUUUUUGAAAAAAAACAAAAAAAGACAUCGCGUAAAAUGUGAGUAAUCUGAAAUGUCGCGUUUGGUCGAAGGCACGUAUCGGUGCACGUUCUCGCGCGUAUCGAUACGCGUAAAUGUCAAUACGAAGCUCACGACAAUACAUCAGCUGCGAAGCACACGGUUUUGAAGUAUCGUCGUGGGGAUUCAUUUGUUCUUUCUUUUUUGUUUGUUUAUUUAGGUUAAAAACAAAAAAAAA